Messenger RNA from Lucilia sericata (common green bottle fly), 1795 nucleotides. It is a transcript of the gene ERp44, whose product is annotated as endoplasmic reticulum resident protein 44. The record is from RefSeq and is a predicted model, not a curated record. The transcript has 8 exons. The coding region runs from base 171 to 1433 and encodes 420 amino acids. Lineage: Eukaryota; Metazoa; Arthropoda; Insecta; Diptera; Calliphoridae.
CGAAAGAAUAGAAGAAAGGAGAAAACUGGUCAGAAAGUGAAUAAAAAGUGAAUAAACGUUGGUAAAAAAGACGCAAGUGUGAAAAGAAUUAAAUCGCGCACGUAAAAAACUUGUAUAAUUUUCUAGAAAUUAAGUUAAUUUAUUAAAAAAAUAUAAUAAAAAUUAGUAAAAUGCAACUGUGGAAUCUUAGAAAAUGUUAUUAUUUUGCAAUAUUUAUGAUAUUCUAUGUUUUCUACCAUCCCACAGAUAGUGGGGCGGUAUCAUUGACCAGUGAAAAUAUUGAUAUGACUUUAGCCUCCAAUGAAUUGGUAUUUUUAAAUUUUUAUGCAGAAUGGUGUCGUUUUAGUAAUUUAUUAGCGCCCAUAUUCAAUGAAGCCGCCGAUAAGGUUAAAGAAGCUUUUCCCGAAGCUGGCAAAGUUGUAUUGGGUAAAGUAGAUUGUGAUAAGGAAACAUCAGUAGCAUCACGUUUCCAUAUUACCAAAUAUCCCACAUUGAAAAUUGUACGCAAUGGACAAUUAAGUAAACGUGAAUAUCGUGGUCAGCGUUCAGCAGAGGCUUUUGUAGAAUUUGUUAAGAAACAAUUAGAAGAUCCCAUCAAAGAGUUUAAAACUUUAAGAGAUUUGGAGAAUUUAGAUUCUAAGAAACGUAUUAUUAUCGGUUAUUUUGAUCGUCGUGAUCAACCUGAAUAUGAUACCUUCCGCAAAGUGGCUACAAAUCUCAAAGACGAUUGUCAAUUCCAUGCUGGUUUUGGUGAUGCUGCUCAGGCUAUGCAUCCACCAGGAGUUGAUGAUAAACAACUAGGUAAUAUUACACAGAAAUUAGCUUUAGGUUCACCAAUUAUUGUCUUCAGACCCGAUGUUGCUGUAACACAUGAAAAUGAUGAAACUUAUACUGGCAGUUUGAAGAAUUUCGAUGAAUUGAAAAUAUGGAUUCAAGAGAAAUGUGUGCCGUUGGUGCGUGAAAUAACAUUUGAAAAUGCUGAAGAAUUAACCGAAGAAGGUUUACCAUUUUUGAUUCUUUUCCAUCAUCCCGAUGAUACCAACUCCAUUAAAGAUUAUAAGGCCAUAAUAGAUCAUCAGUUAUUAGAUGAAAAACAAAACAUUAAUUUCCUUACGGCUGAUGGUAAACGUUUUGCUCAUCCUUUACAUCAUUUGGGUAAAUCGGAAGAAGAUUUGCCAUUGAUUGCCAUCGAUUCAUUUAGACACAUGUACUUAUUCCCCAACUUUAAGGAUAUGUACACGCCCGGUAAACUAAAACAAUUUUUACAAGAUUUAUAUAGUGGAAAGUUACAUCGUGAAUUCCAUUAUGGUCCUGAUCCCUCUACUAAUGAGGUACAAAGUGAAGUUGUAAAUACCUCGCCGCCAGAGUCAACAUUCAAGAAAUUGGGUCCUUCUAAGAAUCGUUAUACUCUGCUGCACAAAGAUGAAUUGUAAAUUGUAAAUAAUUAUUCUUCUUUUUCUUCUUCUUCUUCUAAAACCAGCACAUAAAUAUUUAACAUUUACAUUAUUUUUUAUAUUGUUUAAUGAAAGUAUUGAAAUGUGCCUGUAUAAUUCCAGUUUCUUUUCUACAAUUUAUUUUCUUUUAGAAAAUAAUAUUUUUAAAAGUUUUCUUUACCAACAACUGAAUAAUUAUUUUUUUAUACAUAAAUAAUUUAAUUGAUUUGAAUUAUUUUAUAAUACACAAGCUAUUUAACGUAAUUAUAUUUUGUGUGUCCCUCCCUCCUCUACUCCUGUACUACUCUAGGAUCUUUUUUUUUAAAUAAUAUGCUUUAAAAUGUAAUUGUUGAUUUAAACAA